Molecule: messenger RNA, 3717 nt
Organism: Lycium barbarum (goji berry)
Lineage: Eukaryota; Viridiplantae; Streptophyta; Magnoliopsida; Solanales; Solanaceae
Exons: 9
Coding region: 1-3717 (1238 amino acids)
Molecular function (GO): nucleic acid binding; RNA-DNA hybrid ribonuclease activity
Source: RefSeq, a predicted model, not a curated record
AUGGGUGUGUUGAGAGGAUGCAAGUUGGUUAGCUAUUAUCCUGACAAAGUUGCAGAUGCAGAACACCAGAAUUUAGCUUUGGCUAUAAUUCCUGACAUUAGAGAUAUGCAGCCUCUGAAUGUUGAUGUAAGGAUAUCACCAAACAAAGCUUUACAUGAGGUAGUCUCUCACAAGUUACAGGAGGUACCUGAUAAGUUGAAUUUGAUCAAUAAUCAAAAGGAAGAUGCUGAUGGUACUGCUAUUGAUCUGAAACAACAGCAGAUGUGUGUAGAGGCAGGUGUAUCUCCAAAAUCACAAAGCAAAGGGUUCAGAAAAGGAAGAAAGCAAAACACUGAGGUUCCACAAAUUGUGAGAUCAAUGAAGUCACCACAAGGAUUUUAUAGAGUUCAAAUGUUAAAUAAGCAUUAUAAGUUCUUUUUGAUAGCUUUGAUGGAACCUUUUCAACAUCAGAGACAAAUUCAGCAAUAUAGAAGGAAACUUGGAAUGCCUUAUGCUAAUUCCAACUGUAAUGGAAAAAUCUGGUUCUUUGUGCAACACAAUGUUGAUGUUGAGGUUUUAUUAGAUACUGAGCAAUCUAUUACUGUCAAGUUGAAUUUUCAAGAUCUCAAUAAAGAUAUGGUGGUUACAAUGGUGUAUGCUAAAUGCUCGGAAGUUGAGAGACUGCAGUUGUGGGACAGUUUAUAUCUCUUGACUAGCAGUAUGGCAUCUCCUUGGAUGAUGGGUGGUGAUUUUAUUGUUAUAAUGAAUGAAGAAGAAAAAAUAGGAGGUUUACCAGUUUUGCCACAUAAAUAUGAGGAUUUUGCCUUUUGUUUGAAUUCAUGUGAGUUGUAUGAGAUACCUUUCAAAGGGAGUCCUUUCACCUGGUGGAAUGGAAGGGCUGCUAAUGACUGCAUUUUUAAAAGAUUGGACAGGAUUGUACACAAUGAUAUGUUUCAGAAUUGGUUUGGACAUUUAGAGGUGGAGCAUUUGUCAAGGACUGGUUCUGAUCAUGCACCACUACUGGAAACAACUUUAUCAGAUGAUGUAUUUCUAUCAUUUAAACUCAAGAUGAAGAAACUGAAAACAGCUUUAAGUACAUGGAGUAAGGCUACUUUUGGUGACAUUUUUAAACAACUUGUUAUUAGAGAAGAAAUAGUUAAGAUUAAGGAGCAGUUGUUUGAGGCAGAUCCAUCUGAAGAAAAUAGAAUGGUCAUGCAGAGGGCACAAGCAGAACUCAAGCUCCUGGUAAAAGGUAGAAGAAAAAGAAUUCACAUUAGGAGGAUUAAAGAUGAUGCUGGUAACUGGCUUGAGGAUGUUGAUAGUGUUGCUGCUCAAGCUGUCAACUUUUUCCAGAAGCAAUUUACUCAUGAAGAGGUGAGAGAAGAUUCUCCAAUAUUUAAUCAUAUUCCAGAACUGAUAAGGGAGGAGGAUAAUUUAAUACUUGCUGAACAUCCUACUAUGAAGGAAGUACAUAUGGCUGUAUUUGAGUUACAUGGGGAUAGUGCUUGUGGUCCUGAUGGAUUUUUUGGUAUAUUCUAUCAGAAGUGUUGGGAGGUGAUAAAGUUUGAUGUAUACAAGAUUGUUAAAGAUUUUUUUGAAGGACAUACUCUCCCCAAGUUAGUCACUCACACAAAUCUGGUUUUCCUGCCAAAGAAGACUGUGGUUCAGGCAUUUGCUGAUAUGAGACCUAUAAGCCUUAGCAAUAUUAUCAAUAAGGUCAUUUCAAGAGUAGUUCAUGAUAUACAUGAUAAGCUUAUUUCCAGGGUAAUCUCUCCAAAUCAAUCUAGUUUUGUUAAAGGAAUGAAUAUAAUUGAGAAUCUGUUAUUGACACAAGAAAUUGCUCAUGGUUUUUUUCAUUCUACAAGGGGUGUCAAACAAGGGGAUCCACUUUCUCCUGCUUUGUUCAUCAUUGCUGCAGAAGUCCUCUCAAGGGCACUAAACUCUUUGUUUGAUCAGCCUGGAUUUGAAUAUGAGAAAGUGUCUAGACAGCUAAUAAAUAAGGGGAAAAGUUCAUUUUAUAUGUUCAGCAAAGUAUCACAUGAGUUAAGCCAGCAGGUUGCAACAGCAACAGGAUUUGUGAGAGGUCAUUUUCCUUUUACAUAUCUUGGAGUACCAAUCACUCAUGCCAGGAAAAGGAAGGUGGAUUACACUGCAUUAUUGAAGAAUGUCAAAGACAGGCUACAAAUAUGGAAAGGCAAGCUGUUGUCUUAUGGAGGAAAAGUAGUGUUGAUUACAAGUGUGCUUCAAAGUAUUCCCAUUCAUGUGUUAUCUGCUAUAAGGCCUCCUAAAUGUGUUCUAAAGGAAUUACACAGAAUCUUUGCUAAAUUCUUUUGGAAUAAUAAGGAAGAAGGUAGAUGCAGACACUGGGAAGCUUGGCUUAACAUGUGCAUUCCCAAGAAUGAAGGAGGUUUGGGCUUCAGAUCUAUCUAUGACACAUCUAAAGCUUUAUGUGCAAAACUAUGGUGGAUGUUUAGAACCACUAGUUCUCUCUGGGCUAAUUUUAUGUGGAAUAAAUACUGUAAAAAACAAAUUCCUCAGGUGGUACAAUGGAAGGGAGGAUCCCAAGUAUGGAAGAUGAUGUUGGAAGCUAGGGAUGAUAUAGAACAGGAAAUCUGUUAUGUGGUUCCACAGUCCUGGCAAAUCAAUGAGCAGGCUGAAGAUGUUUCUGAACUUAUGACGGAUGGAAGAUGGAAUAUCAGCAAACUCAUGCAGCUUUUUCCUGAAGAUAUUGUGCAGCAUAUAAUACAGGAAAUUGACAUUAAAUAUGCAUCAAAUGAAUGGGAUAGACCUUGGUGGAUGAUGACAAGUUCAGGCAAAUUUACAAUGGAGACAAUGAAUCAUUUAUUUCUGUGUGGAGAUUUGGCUACAAAGGUAUGGAGAUACUUCAAUAUGGGGGCUGGUUUGAAUAUGAAUUGUAUUCAGGUAAAACAUGCUAUAAGAAGUUGGUGGGAAGCAAAAUGCCACUUCAAAAUGAAAUCCAUAUUUAAAGCAGUGCCUGCUUUUGUUAUAUGGCAAAUAUGGAAGUGGAGAAACAAUAGGCUUGAUGGUGGUACAAUGAAUCUGAAUAGAGUGCUAUAUGAUAUAAACAUGAAUAUUCAUAUGUUGUGUAAAAUCCAGUUUCCUGGGCUGAAUAUUCCAACUACAUGGCAGCAUAUUAUUCAGUUCUUUGAAGAAUAUAAGCCUACUGUUAUAUGCAGACUUAUUAAAUGGAGGAGACCUGCAUCUGGUGUUUUCAAGUGUAAUACUGAUGGAGUUGCUAAAGGAAAUCCAGGUCCAAGUUCUGCAGCUUUUUGUAUAAGAAAUGAUGUGGGAGACUUGGUGUAUGCAGUUGCAAAAACUUUGACAGAUGGAACAAAUAUUGUGGCUGAGGCUGAGGCUAUUAGGAUGGGAAUGAGGUAUUGUGUGGAAAAGCAGCUUUUCCCAUUGAUCAUAGAGACUGAUUCCAUGUCUAUGAAGAUGAUUUUAAAGGAAGAAUGGAAGGUCCCUUGGAGCAUCUCAAUGCUAGUAAAUGAUAUCAAGAGAAUGAUGGAGGAUCAAACAGUAGCUGUGGAGCACAUACAUAGAGAAGGCAAUGGGCUGGCAGAUCUUUUAACUAACUUGGUUUUUGAUUUUGCAGGUACACUUCAGUUUCAUAGUUUUCAAGAAUUACCAAGUCAAGCCAAGAGGAUUAUGAACAUAGACAAGAGAGAAAUCCCAAAUUUGAGAAUAAGAACCAUCCAAGAUAAAGCACCAGACUGA